Ahaetulla prasina is the source of this 1641-nucleotide messenger RNA. It is a transcript of the gene PEBP1, whose product is annotated as phosphatidylethanolamine binding protein 1. Gene Ontology annotation, biological process: negative regulation of MAPK cascade. The transcript has 4 exons. The record is from RefSeq and is a predicted model, not a curated record. Lineage: Eukaryota; Metazoa; Chordata; Lepidosauria; Squamata; Colubridae. Bases 15 to 656 code for a protein of 213 amino acids.
CUCCCUUUAGCUGGAUGAGUCUCUCGCGCUGCGUUUGCUUGCUGCAGCGAACUGGGAAGAAUCUCUCGGGCGCUCGUUUCUUUGGUGCAAGCAUGCCGGUAGACUUGAGCGGCUGGGGAGGCUCAUUAAACCUCCCCGAGGUGGAAGACAAGCCGGUGCAUCCUCUGCGGGUCCGCUACGGGUCGGUGGAAAUCGAGGAGCUCGGUCAAGUGCUUACACCGACCCAGGUCAAGAAUCGGCCAACCUUGAUCGAGUGGGAGAAUUGCAGCCCGGAUAAAUUCUACACAUUGGCUCUUACGGAUCCUGAUGCUCCCAGCAGGAAAACCCCCAAAUUCAGGGAGUGGCAUCACUUUUUGGUGACUAAUAUGAGAGGCAACGAUAUCAGCAGCGGGAACGUUUUGUCUGACUAUGUUGGAUCUGGGCCUCCUAAAGGAACAGGCCUUCACCGCUACGUCUGGCUGGUCUAUGAGCAGCCCCAGCAGCUGAGUUGCAACGAGCCCAUCCUGAGCAACCGUUCGGGGGACAAACGUGGCAACUUCAAAAUAGCGACCUUCCGCAAGAAAUACAAGCUGGGUCCCCCCGUCGCCGGCACCUGCUACCAAGCCGAGUGGGACGACUACGUGCCCAAACUCUACGAGCAGCUGUCUGGGAAAUAAAACCGCCUCUCGUUUUCUUGCCGUAGUUCCUCUUCCUUGGAAAUUCUUCCUUUAUCCUAAGUGGGCCUAGGUUUACUCCGGAUGCAUUAUUGAAAACAAAUUCCCAUUGAAUCGGUAACAUGAAUUAAUCUACGUUAAUUCAUUAUGGGCCCUUUAAUCAGCAGCCUUUAUGUUUUUAAAAGCUUUUUUUUAAAAACAACAACAACAACAACCUGCAACUGAAUUGCACGUUGCGUUGCUGCUUUUGAGAAACUUCCAUCCUGAGAAUAGAAAAACACCCAUUUCCUAUAACCGUCUUGAUAUUACCUGAGCAACUUAGCUGGUUGUGAAGGGGAAUUGCACCUCUGCCUUGCCUUUGGAAAAAAAAAAAAAAGGCACAAAUGCCAAAAAUUCGGUGUAGGACGCCCCAACCUGCACUCCUAUAGAGUCCGUAGAAUGAUAAGUGCAGCAUUUCUAGCCAGCAAUGGGAUUGUGGAGCCCAAUGCAUCUGGAAGGUGCCAGUGAAAUUGAGUAAUAUCAUAAAAUUGGAAUAUAAUAAGCAUCUCUUUAACCGUAAGUUUGGGAGGGAUCUGGUUCAUCGUGGUUUGCAACCAAAGCAAUCCUGUAAUAUCUAGCUUCCGGUGAUUUUCCAUUAAAGAGGAAUUUUGGCUACGGAUCCUACACAACUCAAUUUUACUGUUUGUUUAGAGAUGUUAUCUCGAUGAACUGUCUCUGCUGUUAACUGGAUAUCAAAGUUCUGUUUUAGAAGGCUGGGAUUGUUCAAGUUGGAUUUCUCUCAUUUUACCGAUAACAUUUCUGGAUGUCAUUGUUUUUUUCCCCCCUGCCCUCUAAAUUGCUGUUAAAUAAACUAGAUAGCCACCAUAUUUAGUUAUAGUUAUUCGCUGAUAUUGUAGCUGCCCAUUGAGAAGCGAAAGCAUCUUGCCUGUAUGGAUUUGGUUUGCUUUCUUGUUGAGAAGUUUUCCAUUAAAAAUGAGGGUUGCCUUCA